This is a messenger RNA of Penicillium mononematosum, 1380 nucleotides long. RefSeq lists its product as uncharacterized. Gene Ontology annotation, molecular function: monooxygenase activity; FAD binding. The record is from RefSeq and is a predicted model, not a curated record. Bases 1 to 1380 code for a protein of 459 amino acids. The transcript is spliced from 7 exons. NCBI's taxonomy places the organism in Eukaryota, Fungi, Ascomycota, Eurotiomycetes, Eurotiales, Aspergillaceae. Gene Ontology annotation, biological process: secondary metabolite biosynthetic process.
AUGGUGUCCAAUGGUCAGGCCAAUGGCUAUGUCUCCUUGAAGACCCCAACAUACCCCAGCAACUGUCUCGAAUUCUUAAAUGACCCAUUGGCAGUCGAGAAGGCCAUCCCUGCAAAGGUUCCCCUAAACAUUAUCGUCGUCGGUGCCGGACUCGGCGGACUAGCAACAGCCAUUGCGCUCGCAAGUUCCGGCCACACUGUGACUGUGUACGAGCAAGCACAGAAGCUCGGAGAAGUUGGCGCCGGUAUCCAAAUCCCAUCCAACUCAACUCGCCUCCUGAGCAGACUCGGCCUGGACCCGUACCUGAAAGAGUAUGUGACCGAGCCCGAGUCCAUUUCUUUCCGACGCUGGCAGUCAGGAGAUGUCAUAGGCCUCACCCGACUCAUCCCGAACUUCCGAGAACAGUUCGGCGCACCAUACUAUGUGAUCCACCGCGCAAACUUUCAUUCUGCGCUGCAUAAACGCGCCCUGGAUCUGGGUGUUACGGUCAAGGUCGCUUCGCGGGUUGUUGGAUAUAAUAUCGAGGGACCAAGCAUUGUUCUUGCGAAUGAUGAAACUGCUUCGGCUGACUUGAUCGUUGCCGCAGAUGGUGUUAAGUCGGUUGCUCGUGGAACUCUCGAUAAGAGUGACAAUCCUGCAUUCGAGAAGACUGGGUUUGCAGCUUACCGGGCUACCGUGGAUGUGGAGCGCAUUAAGGAAGACCCGGAGCUUUCCUGGCUGUUGGAAAAGCCGGCUCUCAAUAUCUGGAUUGGUGAUCAGCGGCACGUAAUGACAUACACCAUUGGAGCCGGCAAGUCUUUCAAUAUGGUUCUUUCGCAUCCAGAUGACAGUGAUCCUGCAACCUGGGAUCAGAAGAAUACCCUCAGUGACAUGAGACGCGAGUUCCAAGGAUGGGAUACCCGGCUUGAGAAGAUUAUAGGUCUCAUCGAGAAAACCAUCAAAUGGCCACUGAUCAGUGGAGUCCCACUACCUCGCUGGGUAAAUGGCAAGGUUCUAAUACUAGGAGAUGCAGCACAUGCAAUGCUGCCUUACAUGUCGCAGGGCGCGGCAAUGGCCGUUGAAGACGGCGCAGCACUAGCACGAUCCCUGUCCAAAAUCGCGAACGCCAAAGAUAUCCCAAGAGCAUUACAUAUAUUCGAGCAGGUCCGCAUUGAACGAGCUGGAAUGAUGCAGGAGGCGAGUCUUCUGAAUGGGAAGCUGUGGCAUUUCGCCGAUGGGCCGCUUCAGGAAGCUCGUGAUGCGGCUAUGAAGCCCGAGACUAUGGGUCUGCCUUUCAGUCACAGUCCUAAUCAGUGGAGUGAUCCGGCGACUCAAAUAUGGUGCUAUGGAUAUGAUGCCGAGCAAGAGAUUGAUCGAGCUUGGACGAAGUCGGAAUUGUAG